Aureococcus anophagefferens is the source of this 4248-nucleotide messenger RNA. RefSeq lists its product as hypothetical. Lineage: Eukaryota; Pelagophyceae; Pelagomonadales; Pelagomonadaceae. The coding region runs from base 1 to 4248 and encodes 1415 amino acids. The record is from RefSeq and is a predicted model, not a curated record. The transcript has 4 exons.
AUGGCCUUCUCACGCGCUGCUUUGUUGCUCCUCCCCCUGGCGGCCGCGGCGGCCCUCAACGUCACGUUCCACGCCGACGACAGCUUCGACGUCACGAUCGACGGCACGCCCUGGCUCUCCGGCGGCGGCGUGAGCGUCCAGAGCGGCGGCGAGCUCCUCUCGACCUGGUCGAGCACCCUCGCGCCGACGGGGCCCUGGGAAUUCUACGGCGGCGCCGACGUCCGCGGCGAUUUCACGGCGCGGCGCCGCGGCUACGCCGCGCCCGGCGCCGCCGCGCCCCUCGUCGUCGUCGAGUGCCUCGCGUACGACGGCGCGGUCCGCUUCGCGCAGACGUUCCCGGCCGGACUGGAAGACACGGGCGGCGACGGCGUCGUCGCCGAGUGGCCCAUCCUCGGGCCGAACGCGACGGGCCUCGGCGUGCUCACGUUCCAGGGCCGCUUCAUGGAGGGCUCCAAGGCGACGGCCUGGACCGGCGCGAGGAGCGUCACGACGGGGGCCUACGGCGGCCCCCUGGCCUUCUUCGACGACGCGGGCCGCGUCCUCGUCGCGUCGCUCGGGUCCCACUUCGCGACGGGCGCCCACGCGGCCUCGGCGCGCGACGCGAACAGCUUGGCGUUCGGGAUUCUCGGGUCCGCGACGUCCGUGCCGGAGGGCUUCUCCGUCGACGUCGCGCUCACGUACGACGCGAAAGGCCUCACGGCGGCGGUCAAGGCCCACGGCGCGUCGCUGUUACAGACGUACGGCACGGAGCGCGUCGACGACUACACGACGUCCUACCUGGGCUACAGCACGGACAACGGCGCGUAUUACUACUACAAGCCGAACGGCACGUACGAGCGGACGCUCCUCGACGUCCGCGCGUACGCCCAGGCCGAGCGGAUCCCCUACCGCUACGCGCUGCUCGACAGCUGGUGGUACACGAAGGGCGCCGGCGGCGGCGUGAAGAACUGGACCUGCACCGCGGAGACGUUCCCGGGCGGCUGCGCGGACUUUUCGGAAACUACCGGCUGGAAGUUCCAGCUCCACAACCGCAUGUGGAGCGCGGACAACGUCUACGCGAAGCAGAACGGCGGGUCCUACGACUUCCUCGUCGAGGGCGACCUCGCGAUCCCGACGUCCCAGGCCUUCUGGGACGACCUCAUGGCCGGCGGCGCGGCCUGGGGCAUGGCCGUCUACGAACAGGACUGGAUGUACAACGAAUUUUUGGGUUUAAACGCGACGCAGACGUCGGCGACGCUCGCCGAGGACUGGCUCCGGGAGAUGGCGAAUGGCGCGUCCAACGCGGGCGCCGCCGUGCAGUACUGCAUGGAGAUGGCGCGCUUCGUCAUGCAGGCGGUGGAGCUGCCCGCGGUCACGCAAUUCCGCGCGUCCGACGACUACGGCGCGGGCAACGACGCCAAGUGCGGCUUCCCCUACUGCGUCUACUACGUCGGCACGACGAGCCUGCUGGCCUACGCGCUGGACCUGAAGCCGUCCAAGGACAACUUCUGGUCGACCCAGGUCCAGCCGGGCAACGCGUUCAACAACCGGACGAUGGAGCGCUUCUCCGACAUGCAGGCGGCCAUCGCGGCGCUGUCGUCGGGGCCCGUGCAGGUGUCCGACGGCGUCGGCUACAGCGACCGCGCCGUCAUCCUGCGGACCUGCGACGACCGCGGCAGGCUGCUCCAGCCGUCGCGGCCCGCGUCCGCGGUCGACGCGGCGUUCGCGGCCGCCGCGGGCGUCGGCGCGGGGCCCGCCGCGCGGAUCCCCAACGUGCUGCCGGUCAUGGCGACGCACACGGCCAUCGGCGCGUAUAAGUGGGGGCACAUUUUGACCAUCAACCUCGCCGAAGACUUCCAGCUCGACGCGUCGCACCUCGCGCCGACGGAUUGGGACGCGGCCGCGGACGCGGUGGUCUACACGGGCUACGGGAAGGCGUCGAACGUGACCGUCUCCGCCUUCCCCGUGACCCUGAAGGCCUGCAACGAGUCCGACUUCUCCGUGCACCACGUCGCGCCGCUGUUCGACAACGGCUGGGCGUACUUGGGCGAGGUCGCGAAGUGGGUCCCCGUCGCGGCCGCGCGGACCGCGUCCGUCGCCUUCGACGACGCCGGCGUCUCCGUCGUCCUCGCCGGCGCGCCGGGCGAGGCCCUCGAGCUCGCCUUCUACGCGCCCAACAAGACUGUGGUGUCCGCUUCCUGCGUCCUCUCGGAGUCCGGCGCCGCGACGCUGGCCGCGUCGGACUACGGGGUCGCCCCGCGAAAAGCGAGGUUCGCGUGGAUCGCGUCCAUCCAGGCGAGCGUGGGCGCGGCGAGGCCGUCCCGGAUGGCAGCAAUGGGAACUCGCUCAUUCUUGUGGGCUGCCCUCGCGGCGGCCGCGGUCGCCUCCGAAAGCAAGGACCCGCGCUUCAUCCCGACGGGCCGCGUCAUCGCCGGCAUCGACGGCGGCUACAGCGACCAGCCGCAGUGCCUGCCGACGCCGACGGCCGGGGGCUGGCUCUGCACGACCACAGUCACCAGCAACCACGAAGGCGGGCCGGGCGAGCACAUCGCGUCUUCCCGCACGACGGACUUCGGCGCGACCUGGUCCGAUUCCGUGCCCCUGGAGACGGGCGCGCUGACGAACGCGUACAACGCGCUCUUCGAAGACCCGAAGACGGGCCGCGUCGUCGCGCUCUACGGAAUGAACGACGACAACGUGACCCUUUCGCCGUCGGGCGACACGCUGCGCCGCACAGCGCGCCGCACGGACGUCCUCGGCUACUUCCGCAUGCGCUACUCCGACGACGGCGGGCGGUCCUGGAGUAAGGACCACUGGCGCGUGCCGCUGCGCCGGACGCGCGUCGACGAACACAACGUGCCCUUCGACGGGAACGUCACGAUGCAAUGGUGCGUGGACAAGGGCAUCGUGACGGACGACGGCGGCGCUCUGGCGGCGUUCACCAAAGUCGGCACCUUCGUGAGCAGCCCGCCGGAGGAGGUCUUCCUCCUCUACUCGCCGAACCUCUUCGCGGUCGGCGACGAUUUCUCCGAGGCGGUCUGGAAGACGGUCGGGUCCGGGGCCGACGCGGACCGGGGCCUGCGCCAGUGGCCCGACGACAAGCCGGCGGUCUCGGCGGAGCCGCACGUCGUCCCGGUGCCCGGGGGCUACCACCUGGUCUAUCGCACGGACGCCGGGUACCUUGGCGCCGCGAGCGCGCCGGCCGCGGACGGGCCCUGGGCCCUCGUGGAGGGCACCUGGGCCGCGUACCGCGUCGACGCGACCUUCCCCUCGCAAAAGACGUACCAUUUGAAGAACCCGCGGGGCCCGAUCACGCCGCGGCUCUUUCGGAAGGUCCGCGGCGCCGCGACUCCGACCUACCUCAUGCUCUAUUACAACAAUCCCGGCUCACCCACCGGCACGAUCAUGGGCUACCCGUCCCGCUGCGUCUACUGGCUCGCGCCGGGCUGGGCGAAGGACGGCGUCGUCGAGUGGGGGCAGCCCGAGGUCGCGCUCUACGAAACGUACGAUUUGUGCCACGACCACAACGGGCCGGGCUACCCCGACUUCGUGGAGACGGAGGACAAAGUCUACAUCUCGGAAACCAAUAAAGCCGCCGCCUACGUCCACGAAGUCGACGCGUCGCUCCUGGCGCUCCUCUUCGAGCAGACGACCCGCGCCUCCUACGUCGACCCGGAGAAGAGCGCGAACCUCCUCGACAUCCCCGGCGGCCCGGGCCAGCGCCUCAACCCGUCGAACCUCACGGGCGGCCAGGGGCUCCCGGACCUCUCCGGCUUCGGCGCGGACGGGAUGCCGGCCGGGUUCACGAUCGAGAUGCAGAUCGAGGGCAUGGGGAAGGUCGGUGAACGCCUCUUGGACACUCGCGCGAACGGCGCCGGCGCCGGCGUCGUCCUCUCCGUCGCCAAGGCCGGCCUCGCCUUUGAAGUCUCCGACGGCGCGAACAGCGCGAAUCUGUCGACUACGAAAGACUGCGCGGCGGCUCUCGCCGAGGACGGCCAGCACCAAUUCGCGGUCGUCGUCGACGCGGGGCCGUCCCUCAUCACGAUGGUCGUCGACGGCCGGCUCUGCAACGGCGGAAACUCGACCUCCUACGACGCCAAGGGCUGGGCCCAGUACCAGCCCGCGGUCCUCGGCGCCGUCGACGCCGGCGCGAAGGUCCAGGUCGGCCCCGACUUCUCGGGCGUCAUCGGCAGCCUGCGGCUCUACGGCACGGCCCUGCGCCACACGGAGGUGCUCGGCAACCAGCGCGCGGACCGAGCGCGGAAAUAG